This is a messenger RNA of Oreochromis niloticus (Nile tilapia), 7766 nucleotides long. It is a transcript of the gene gramd1bb, whose product is annotated as GRAM domain containing 1Bb. Gene Ontology annotation, molecular function: cholesterol transfer activity; cholesterol binding. The record is from RefSeq and is a predicted model, not a curated record. Gene Ontology annotation, cellular component: plasma membrane; endoplasmic reticulum membrane; endoplasmic reticulum-plasma membrane contact site. The coding region runs from base 1151 to 3943 and encodes 930 amino acids. Lineage: Eukaryota; Metazoa; Chordata; Actinopteri; Cichliformes; Cichlidae. Gene Ontology annotation, biological process: intracellular sterol transport. The transcript has 25 exons.
AGAGAGAGCGAGCGAACGUACAAGUGGAGCAGGAUCAGGAAGGGGAGAGAAAGAGAACGGAGAAGGAGACCGAAGAAACGGAGAGAGGGGGUUUUGAGCUGUGCAGGAGCAAGUCGUGUUUCCACAAGAAGAGGGAGGUGCAUCGCUCCAUCUUCUCAUCUGGGAUUUAAACUGCUUCAAAUUGGCUUUAGUCUGACAGAGGAUUCCCCGGCUCGUGGAGUGCUGCUCUCUUCUCCAGUGCAACACGGGACUUUGUUGUGAAGCAAAAGAGAAGCACAGGAAGGAGGGAGAGGGACACUUGCUCCUACUUCCUUUGUACCCAGCCUGCUUGACAGAUGGCUCUGGCAGACUGAUCUCUGACUCUCACCCAGGAAUGAGUCCUCACAUCACUCACUGAGGCAACGCAUUAACUGUGUGGAGAGCACGGCACACUGGGGCACAAGACGGACUUCAGCCUGAAGCAACAGUGUCUUCCUGCAGCAUCGCCAAAAUGAGCACAAAGUGACGGCAAACAGCCUCCCAACCUCAUACAUCGGAAUCGGCAAUCAAGAGCUGACAGUGGUUGCCUUCCCUUUAGCAUUAGCGGGAGCUAAAAUAACAGCUCUCGGACAGUGGCAUAGUAAAUGUGUAGUUGGGUGUGUGUGUAACUUGGCCUCCCAGUCCCUAGGGAGAACCAGCAAAGGAGUUGUGUUACACUCCCUGACAGACCUUAUACAUGUUUCAUCUGCUAGCCUCAGAACAGAAGCCCCCUUUGUUAUCUAAUCUAGCCCUCUUCUCUCCAGCCUGAGUUCACCGCCACAAGACUGCUCUUCUAAAUCAGUCAGCUGGCCACUGAGCUACAUAAACCAACAGCUGAAGAGCAGCAAAAGGACAUGGUUAAGCCUUAGAUAUCUACUACCAGGAUCUCUAUGCCAGUCUUAUAAUCCGUAGGCUAGCAUGCAGAAAGGGCUUUAAGAUAAACAAGAAGACCUGAAGGGGCUAUGGGAGGUCUACCAAAGGUUGUCAAGGAUCUAAACUGUGCCUCACUUGUUCAGCCCUGAGCUUUUCUGCAAUUCUUCAAGGCACAGAAUUGCAAGACCUGUAAUAAUCUUAAGCAGUGUAUCUUAAAAGAAGUGCUUUAGGGGAGUAUUUAGAGAGCUAGGCAAAAAUCAUGACUGACACUCUUAGACCUCCUUCACUCCAGGUGAGUGUGCCAAAAGAUGCUCCAGCAUACUCCGAUGGAGGAAACAAUGCUGUGUCAGAUGGCUCUGUGCGAUCCAGCUCGUCAACACCAACCCUCCGUCGCAAACGCUUCAAAAUGCGCCGCAUGAGGAAUGUGCCCAGUGAAAGGGAGAUCGAAAGAGGGCGGCCGACCAACUGUCAUCUUACAGCCAGAUCCCGUUCCAGCUCCAAGGAGUACCUUCAGUUGCCUUCCAUCGAAAUCACACCAUCAAGCGACGAAGAUGCUCCUUCCUGGUCGAGGUGCUCCACACCAAGUGCAUCUCCUCGCCGUAAGCGUUUCCUGUUGAGGAAGUGGCUGAAGGUCAGAGAAAAGAAGGAGCAAGGCAGUGAGAGCAGCAGCCAGCAAAGCAGUCAGCAAAGCAGCCUGCAGAGUAGCCAUGAAGAUGAAAGCAAUCGCUUCUUGACUCCACUGAUCCGAGAGGAGAGGUCUGACAGUGCAGCGGACAAAAUCAGCACUGCCAGUAACUCAAACAAGAGCACGCCCGCCUGCUCACCAGUCCUGCGUAAACGCUCGCGCUCUCCCACACCACAGAGCCAGGAGGGUGAGAACAUGGUGGAGAAGGGUUCAGACCACUCCUCUGACAAGUCCCCCUCCACGCCUGAGCAGGUUGUCCAGAGAACGUACUCCGUGCAGUCAGCGCGAAGCGGGGGAAAGAACUCAAAGUCUCACAAGCGUCUUUCCAAAUAUGACAGGCUAAACCUGAUUAAAAAGAGCCAAAGCUGGUACAACCAUGAAAGACAACACAUCCUGAGAGUGCUGAGCCCGACAUACAAGCAGCGCAAUGAGGACUUUAGGAAACUCUUCAAGCAGCUCCCUGACACAGAGAGACUCAUUGUGGACUACUCCUGUGCUCUUCAGCGGGACAUUCUCCUGCAGGGACGACUCUACCUCUCUGAGAACUGGAUCUGUUUCUAUAGCAACAUCUUCCGCUGGGAAACGCUGCUGACGGUGCGGCUAAAGGACAUCUGCUCAAUGACAAAGGAGAAGACUGCCCGGCUCAUUCCCAAUGCCAUCCAGGUCUGCACGGACACUGAGAAGCACUUCUUCACCUCGUUCGGAGCCAGGGACAGGACGUACAUGAUGAUGUUCAGACUGUGGCAGAAUGCGCUGCUCGACAAGCCUCUGUGCCCCAAAGAGCUCUGGCACUUUGUUCAUCAGUGCUAUGGCAACGAGCUCGGCCUGACCAGUGACGACGAGGACUACGUUCCUCCCGAUGACGACUUUAACACCAUGGGGUUCAGUGAGGAGAUUCCCAAUGAAGAGAACGAGAUCAACAAUGACAACUUGUCCAAGAACAACGUAGAAGCCAAGCCUGAAGGGAGCCCUCCUCCUGUACAAAAGAAGCUCAUCCCCAACAGCACCAUCCCCACCCCUGGCAACCACGAUACCAUCACAUUUGACCUCCCAGCUGAGGAAUAUGCAGACUGCCUGCCAGAUGGUGAUCUGCUGGCUGUCCCUCUGGUGGUGGAGGAGAAGAAUGAAACCAGUGGGCCUGCUGGUCCUGUCCCAUCACCAUCACUGGACUUCAAUGACAAUGAAGACAUCCCCACUGAGCUCAGUGAUUCUUCAGAAACACACGACGAGGGAGAAGUACAAGCCUUCCACGAGGAUCUCAAUGGCAGGCAGCAUAUCAAUGAGAUCUACAAGUUCAGUGUGGACAAGCUGUAUGACAUACUUUUCACAGAGUCUCAGUUCAUGAGUGACUUCAUGGAGCAGAGGCGAUUCUCAGAUAUAGUGUACCAUCCGUGGAAGAAGGAGGAAGAUGGGAACCAGACCAGAGAAAUCAUGUACACCAUCUCUCUGUCCAACCCCCUGGCUCCUAAAACAGCCACAGUCACUGAGACACAGACUCUGUACAAAGCCAGUCAGGAGAGUGAGUGUUACAUCAUUGAUGCUGAGGUCAUCACACACGACGUCCCCUAUCAUGACUACUUCUACACUCUCAACCGCUACAUGCUCACGAGGGUGGCCAAGAACAAGUGUCGGUUACGGAUAUCAACAGAGCUGCGUUACAGGAAACAGCCAUGGGGGCUGGUAAAAGGCUUCAUAGAGAAGAACUUCUGGAGUGGGCUUGAAGAAAACUUCCGCCAUCUUGAGUUGGAGCUGUCCAAACUGGAGGAGAUACUCCUGGAGACCCACCAGCUGUCUCCAAAGGCAAAAGUGGUGAAGAACUCCACAGUGAGGCGCAAGAAGAGGCCGCUUCCCCACAUGCGCAGCCAGCAUCUGGAUGAGGCCCUCAGCCCCGUUACCACGCCGACAGAUGAGGAAGUGAUCCAGAGGAUCAAACACGUGGCCGGCUCCACGCAAACGAGACACCAGAGUCCAGAACACCUGCCCGGAGGCUUCGCUCUGUACAGCGUUUCCAAACUGCUGCUCAUCAUCAGCUUUGUGAUCUGUCUCAGCCUGGUCCUGCUUGUGUUCCUCAACAUGAUGCUUUUCUACAAACUGUGGAUGCUGGAGUACUCUGCGCAGUCCUUAACAACCUGGCAAGGUCUGCGGUUUCAUGAAAGUAAACUGCCUCAGACGCAGAUGGAAUGGGCCCAACUCCUGGAGGCACAGCAGCGGUACCACGAUGCUGAGCUGCAAAAGUGGAGGGAGAUUAUCAAGUCAUCCGUGGUGCUGCUGGACCAGAUGAAAGACUCUUUAUUGAACCUCCAGAGAGGCAUUGGUUUAAGGGACUACACCUCUGAGACUGAGGAGAAGCGGAGUCGCUAUCACUGACACACUACCAUCAGGCCAUGAGGGCAUGCUGUGCAAUACGGGACCGGUUUUCUUUUUGAACCAGUAUGCCGUCAGCGGCAACACAGAGAGAGAACAGAGGGGGGUGGUGGGACCAAUAGUGAGCGGAUCCAUGGACAUAAAGAGAGGAACAGUCAUCUCUAGCGUACGGAAGUUAAAACCACCCCCAGAGGACGAAACCACGGACAGAAAGUGUCCCGAUCACACACAGGAAUCGAGGUAUCCCCAACAAGAGGAGGUGCAAGACUUGCUUCCUCUAAACACCUUGGGGAUAAUCGUUUCCUUCUACUCUCUUUAUUUCCAAGUGCAUCCUACUGUAAGCCAUGUGAGCCAGGAGCGUGGCGGAGAGAGCAAAGGAAAACUACUGCAUGCAUUUAGACAACCUAUCUCCCCUCAGUCAGUGUUAAUGUGGUCCAGUUCCAGUCUAUGUGUGUCUGAAAAAGAACAGAAGAAGAGGAGAGAUUGAGUCAAAGAAAAGGGGAGGGGGAUCCUUUUGAGUCGUAACGGCUUUCUACGCUCUCCGACUGUUCCAAACCAAUCGUACCCUAGAGGUCCUCGCUGCAGCGUCCCUUCAGUAAACCUCCAGGUGAUCAGAGGACAGGUUCACUCCACGAGAAAAGACGUAUUGUAGCUGGGAGAUCAGCUUCACUGAUCAGCCCUUAUUGCCUUGUUUGAGCCUGGACUGUGUGGUUUCUGUCCGGGCUGGUUCCCUGACGUACCGAUGAGCGUAAGAUUGAUAAGAUGCGAUUCGCAGGCUCGGUUUCUCCUGUCACAGUGUUACCUACCUUAUGUCGCAUUAUUUCUCAUCCUUCUGAUGAAGUCGAAUGUAUUAGUCUGGGGGAGAAAAAGAAAAAAAAUAAGGCUGGACUUUGAUCACAACUUGAUAAACUUUGAAACGGGGACGCUGCAGCUAGACCGACCAGUAGGGAGUCCUGUGUUCUUACAUGUUUUAUUACUAAACUGUGAUUAUAUCUCUUUGAAAAUGUUUCAGAUUGGAAAGAGGUCAUGAAUAUAUUUGAAAUAUAUAAGAAUAUUUCAUUAUUUAAUAAUAUAUAUAUAUAUAUAUUUCAAAAUAUAUAAAAAACAUUACCUAUAUUUAUUGUUAAUUUAUGUAUAUACAGAAAUGAUCAGAGCUCUAGACCAGUUAAAGAAUUUCUAACAAAAAGUGUUUUCUUCUAAAGAUGCAUGCCAGAUAUGUCUGUGACAUGUCCAGUGUGCAAGUAUGAUUCUUCAUUCGCGCGAUUAUGUUCGCGCACGUGAGCGUUUAAAUGUGUAUGUGUGUGUGUGUGUGUGUGAGAGAGUUUGUGCACAAGUGUGUGUGCAGGAAUUUUUACCAUUCCACAUGUCUGUUUCUUUUCUGGCUCUUCCAGCUGGACUGCCUUUUUUUCUCUUUUUCUUUUUUUUUUAAAUGCUGAUGUGUUUGGAUGCUGCCUUGCAUUAGUCCCACCAGGGUGCAGCUGCACAUUUGAAGAGUUUUGUUCCAAAAUGAUGUAUCAGACAGCUGGAAACAGCUUCAAUUGGUUAGGUAGUGUCACAUGCACAUUUGGCUAAGAAGCUAAACGAUGCCUGGCUCGACCGCAGGAGGAAACACAAAUCCCUUUGAGGUUGUGUCAGUAAGAGCAUCUCGCUUAAAAUCAAAAAUACCCGGAGCUACCUGCUGUGACAGCCUUUUCUAAAUAAGGGCAGGAAAAAAAACAUCAAAUACAUUUUUUUGCAGAUUGCAAAAAUGAAAUGGAUACAUGAUAUUUUGGAAAUGAACCCUUCGUGCCCCCUGUGAGCAACUCUUCUGUUCGGUUCACCACAUUAGCGGCCGCUGUUUGCUAAACAGGAAGAGGUUUUGGCAUUUUAGGAAAUCUGCACAUUUGCUCUCUUUUCGUAAGGUUGGAUGAUAUGAUUGGAUGCUACUGUCACAUGUGUAAACUAAGUAAGUAAAUAGGAUACUAAAAGAAAUUCAGCCUGACAGUUUUUAUUCAUUCUUUGUAAGUUUAGAUCUACCUUCAUAUUUGGCAUCUAGGUAGGAUCUUUUCAUCUUACUCUCAGUAAAAAGAAAUUAAAAAGUGAGAGCAUAAGCACAUUCCUCAAAAUCGAAAUCUCUUCCUUUAAAAAUACCUGCGUUAACUCAAAAUGUACCCUACCUUUCCCCGUUUCAAGUGUCUGUCUUGGAUGCAGUGAAAGCAUGAGAAUUAACUUUAUGCAACUAAAUUGAACCAAAAGAAAGUAGAAAUGUACUUUCACAGAGGACGUAUUGUUUUAAAUGAAGUAUUUAUCAUGUAUGUCAUAUAUAUAUAUAUAUAUAUACAUACACACACAGGUGUUAGUGUGGUGGUUUACUCAUUCACCUAACAAGAGCCCCAGGUUUGAUCCCAGAAUGAUACACAAAUCCCUAUUUGGGGUUGCAUCAGGAACGGCACCCGGUGUAAAAAAAAAAAUAAUUUAAAAAUCUGCCGAAUCAAACACACGGAGCUGCCCGCUAUGGCAACCCCUUGUGAAUAAGGGAGCAGCUGAAAGCAGCUAUAUAAAAAGCAGUGUUACGUUUGCUGAGGCCUCGCCCCGAACUUAGCCUGGCACACCUUCUCGUCCGUUUUCUGGAGCAAAGAUGGUAUGAGGGCAAGCAGAUAACUUUACGGUGGCGUGUUAUUCACCGACAUAUUGAGCGCGUUCCAUUUGAAGAAGGCACAGUGACGAUAACACACAGAAACCUUAAGACGUGAAUGUGAGUGGUUUUGAGAUGCUUUCUGUUUUAUAGAAAUCACCUUCACAAUCCCGAAGGCACUGAACGAUUAUAGUGCAGUUAUGCUUUGUGUGUAUGACGGUGCAUAUACAUGGAAAUGUAACUGAAAUGCUUUAAGAGUUUGUUUUCAAGUGUAGUGAGUAGAUUUUUUUCUUCUUCUUUGUUUUCAGACGCUUCUGUAGUAAAUGCUCGAUUGAGAUGGUUUUACUGAUAAUGACACGUUUUCACCGUCACGGCUGAGUGAAGCAGUCAAUGUCACCUCAGUCCAAGUCAGACGCUCGAUCGGGCUCUUGAGGAAGCUGUUGCGACAGCAAACUUAAGUUUUAUUUCACAAAUCUGAGCAGUUAUGCAAAUUUACUUCUCGUUUUUCUUUUUCUUCAGAACUCAUUUCUCAUUUUUACCAGCAAAUUAAACAUAUUAAGUUUCGUUCUAUAGCAAUCAACACUUCUUUUUUUUUUUCUGUUCCUUUGCUUUCACUCUUUCUCUCCUAGCAUGCACUCACGCAGUUAAUCUGUGUUAAUCGAAUGAUUGUAUGGUUGCUAUCGCUGCACAACUGUGGAACCAAGGUGAUCCAGGAGAUUUUGUCACUGACAGCAGAUGGAGUAUCUGUACGUGCUUUGUUAACUGUAUCCAUUGGGCAUUCGCCUAUAGGCAACAGAGCUACCCUUGCAACACAGUGCUGACUAACAGCCUUGGUUAACACACAGUAGGAAUCACAUGCAACCUCCUGAAAACGACCACUGAUUAAAACUCAUGCUCUUCUUCGAGUGUGUCUUGAUAAAACAUGUACUGUGUAGUUCUGUUCAAAGAGAAUUCUGCUGUAUGUUUUUUUAAAGGUUUUGAUCUCUAGACUUUUAGUGAAAUUUCUACAUGAGAUGAAUAUGCUGUAUGUAUAUGUUGUGUAUAUCUGCAGUGUGCACACACGCACACUGUCAAAAGAAUCCGACCUGCGCUGCGCGUAGGCUUUGACUUGCUGAUGACUUUUGCCUCAUAGAGAUGGGAGAUAAAAGUGGCUUUCUGGUUCAUGUGAAGUAGAGGUUGGAAGUUUGAAUAAAGAAAAAAUACUAAAACAAA